Messenger RNA from Hyaloperonospora brassicae, 2265 nucleotides. Lineage: Eukaryota; Oomycota; Peronosporomycetes; Peronosporales; Peronosporaceae. The record is from the annotation of a GenBank genome assembly.
AUGGGCGACACUACGAACGGCCUCCAUUACGGUCAGAAGCUACGGCUCGUCACGCGCUCGGUCUAUGUCGACGAGUCGAUUGCGACGACGACCACCGAGCUCGGCAUUGGAUACUACGAGAAGAACGGCCGCCACGGGAUCCUCAGCUGCGUCCCACCGCUUGGACCGAGUUGCCAGCACCUGUUUGCGGAGGACGAGUUUGUGGUCGUGCGUCCCAACAGCAAACGCUCGAGCGACGAUCGGGUUUUCUAUGGCGAUCCGCUCGUGCUCGUGAACCAGCACGGAAUGGUGUGGAACAAUAAGACGGGCGGGAUCACGGGAUACGUCGGGCCUCGACCACGCGGUGUCUCUGGCGAAAUGUUUGUGUGCUUUACGAGAGUCUCAGCCGAUGAAGAGCUGGACAAAUGCCGCAAGCGAGAUAAGGGAAACAAACGGGACCAGCUGAAGGCGUCGAUUGUGACGUCUGCGCUGUCCAUGUCGGGCAGUUUAUCGGCGGCGGAGAAUUGCACAGCCGAAGCAGGUCCAGUGUGCUUCGGUGACUCGGACGUUGCAAUCACCGUCGUCGAGUCGAACCGUCACUCGCAGAUGUUCAAUAAGAGGCUCAGCAAUUACAAAAAGGCUACGAGCCGUAUUGCAGGAGGCUACAUUUGCUGCGAUGGCAACGGCACCGAGUUGCGGUUUUCUAUCUUGCCAGCUAAGCCCAAGAUUGAGCGGAUUUCCAUGAUGGAUCGAAUCAUUACGCCGUAUAAUUAUGGACAGAAGAUUGCGUUGCCGCUGGGGCUGCUACGCAGUACUAUGAGCGGGAAAGGUGCAGGGCGGCCAAGCAGGAUCGAGCAGAAGGACAUCAUCUUUCGAUGUUCGAAUGGAGCGGAAGCUGUGUUGUCAGGGACGCUGUUGCAGCAGAAGGUGCUGACACAUGCCAAGCAUCUUGGUACCAAUGAUGAAGAAAUUGAAUCGGUUUUUGAGCUGCCCCUUCGGAACGCACCAGGUGUACUGGUCGUGCGUCUCACGGGUGUUUCACCUCGGACAAAGCUGUCGGGAAACAACAAACAGCACCUGUCGACGCCCAGGACCAAACGGGGUGUGGCAGUAUUGUACUAUGUGUCCGACCUGCUUCAACUUUUGCCUGUGCCUAUUUUUGCGCUAGUCUACGCAGCAAUCGCGCGUUUACUUUGGGGCACUCUCAACAUGACGGGAGGCGGUUUGCGUCACGAAAUCGCGGUACUGGUUUUGGUAAUUCUGCCAGCCAUGUACGCUGCGGUGAAGGUAGACCAUCCCUUUUCAGCACUAUUCCAUUCCCCUGUCUAUGAGCCAGAAGUUCAUGACACCUCAGACAUUGGAGUGGGUCGGGCUAGUGAUACGUUGAAGCUCAUCGUGAAAGAGUACCGCUUUCUGUCAGCGAGCGGCGUCAAUGCUAACAGAAACGAUGGCAAAGUGAAAUUUGCACAAGCCCCAGAUGUUAUGAAUGGAAGUACGGUUGAACACUCAAGUGCGACAGCGCUAGAGGCCACGGGGUCGAUCCCCAAGCGGUUCAUCCUUGCCGAAAAGGGUGAUCAGGUGAAGGCGCUGGAGAGGUACAAUGAAACUACCAAGUGGCGACGCGAGCAAGGCAUUGAUUCUAUUUUAGAGGAGCCCAACCCGUAUUUCAGGAUCAUCAAAGACAACUACCCGCACUAUUAUCACAAACGCGGCAAAAAUGGCGAGCCGGUGUACUACGAAAAGCCAGGCAAGAUAAAUCUGAAAGCUCUCAAGAACGCAGGGCUUACGCUGGACGACUUGAUGCACAACUUACUCAUGAUCACAGAGUUUUUGUGGCAAGUGAUUGAGCAGGACGACAACGGUAAGGGCAUUUCCGUUUUGGACGUUGACGGAAUCGGUAUCUCGGACUUUGCUGGCGAGGCUGUUGAGUACGUUCGCAAAGCUGCUUCUCUUUCUGGCAAGCACUAUCCGGAACGCUGUGCGUACAUUUACGUGAUCAAUGUGCCAUCCUGGUUCAGCAUGAUUUGGAACUCGGUCAAGGGGAUGGUGGACGACGUGACUCGUGAAAAGGUUAUCAUCGUGCGCGGCAAGAAAAACAUAUUCGAGGCGCUGUCGGAAAGAAUCCCAGUCCACAACAUUCCCGUGGAAUAUGGUGGGACCAGUGACGGCAAGUCUUCGGAGGAAGAUCUGCUGUACAGUCUUAUGGACUACGUCAACAACAACGAGGGUGCGCCGGCAAUGAACCCGAUUGCAGAGAUUUUGAAAAGGAAGCCCACUAAGCAUUAG